ACUUUAUUUAUUGUCUUGUCAUAUUAUUUCGAAAAUUAAACCCAAACACACCAAACCAAAUCAAAUCUGACUUUCCAAAUCGCUCUCUUUCUCUGUUCAAAUUUCAAUUUCAAUUUCAAAAUUAGAAUUACCCCCAAAUCUAUCUUGUUCUUCAUUUUUUUAUUUUAAUUCUCACCUUUCUUUGUUCUCACACUGUUGUUAGGGUUUUCUUUUUCCACUUCACGAAACCAUGCUCAGUGAUGAUUCUCUCUAGCUCUGCGUUUUCUCUCUAUAGAAAGACGUUUUGGUGAAUUUUAGUUUGGUUCACCGUGCGAAUUGCUUUUCCCACGUGGCUGUGGUGGAGUUGUGUCGGUUUUGUUGGCUGAGGGGGUGCAAUUAGGGUUUCUCCGUGUUGGAUUUGGUUUUUGCGGGGGAUUUGUGAUGGGGUUUUAGGUUUGGGGGGAAAGGUGUUUGUUUUGGGCGGGGAGAUUGCUAGGUGAAGAGAAGGGAUGUUUUAUUCUCAGUUUAUUUUGGCCAAGAAAGGGCCACUUGGGACCAUAUGGAUAGCUGCGCAUUUGGAGAGGAAGCUCCGCAAGAAUCAGGUGGCUGACACUGACAUUGGUGUAUCCGUAGAUUCCAUUCUUUUCCCUGAAGUACCAAUUGCACUCCGUUUAUCCAGCCAUCUUUUGCUUGGUGUGGUGAGGAUAUAUUCUAGGAAGGUGAAUUACCUUUUCGAUGACUGCAGUGAAGCUUUGCUUAAGAUAAAGCAAGCUUUUCGCUCCACAGCAGUUGAUUUGCCACCGGAAGAGUCCACUGCACCUUACCAUUCCAUCACCUUACCUGAGACUUUCGAUCUUGACGAUUUUGAACUGCCAGAUAGUGACAUUCUUCAAGCUAACUAUGUUGAUCACCAUGUCAGUACUAGGGAGCAGAUUACACUGCAAGAUACUAUGGAUGGUGUGCUUUACUCUACUUCACAGUUCGGCUUGGAUGAGCGCUUUGGUGAUGGUGAUGCUUCUCAAAUUGGGCUAGACCUUGAUGAGGUUUUAUUAAAUGACAAGCCUACUACUUUGGAGCAUGAUGACUUUGGUGCUAGUCUUCAAAUAUCUCAUCAAAACGAUGAAAAGAAAGAGGAGAUUGAUGAUUUACCCACCACUGGUGAAAUCCGUGAGUAUGCUGAGGGUCCAUCUACCCCCGGACUUCAAGAGCCUAACCUAUUUGGAACUCAGAUGGAUCAGGGCAAUAAUGAAGUUGAUUGUCCUAAUUCAACUGAUUUAAAAUCAAUGGAGACCACACAAAUCGAAUUGUUGCAUCACCAAAAGGAUAACGAUGUAAAUGAUUGCUCCUUGCAAAGUAAUGGGAAUCAUAUUUCUUUAGAUUUGCAUCAUGAAGAUAAAGGUUGCAAUCUGAUUGAAAUGGAUGGAAAGAGAGAGGAGCAAGGGCAUUUAGAAUGUCAUGUUGUAAUCAAGGAUCAAGAAAAUUUGAUGCAUGAAGAUCAUUCCUUAGCAUCCUUACCCUUAUUGGACUCUUCCAAUAAAGAGUUUCCUGCCACCGUGUUACCAGAAUGUGAAGGUGGGAUGUUCAAUGCAUCUGCUGUUCAUGACAAAAAGGAGGACUUGCAAGAUGGAGUUUUGAUGAACAGUGACCCAGCGACUGCUCCUUUGGACCAAACUGUUACAAACUGUGUUGUUUCUUCUCCUUUGACCAGCAAUGAAAAUGUUGUUUCUGAUCAAGAAAACAUCUCAUGUAAACCAUUGUCUAACAUGGGUGGGUCUCAGGUGCCAGGAUCAGGUGGUCAUUUGGAGGAUAGUAGCACAUCAUCAAAGCAUGAAGUUCUGAAUGACAUUGAAAUUUCAAAGAGUGACAGACAAUCCUGUCCAUCUGAUGAUGCUCUAGUAUCCAAUCUUAUUAGUCCACUAGGAUCACCUGGAAGACCUGAAGUUGUUGUUGAUGUGGAAGGUCAGGCUUCUCGAGAACUGAAGGAAGGUGAGGGUUUAAAUCAUGUAUCAGUUGAGGCUGUGCAGCCCACUAAAUCUCUCCUUCAACCAUGCACCUCCCAUCCGGGCCAGCCUUCUCUGUCGUUUAUUGAAGGUGAAAAAGGUCAUGUAACUGAUGUUUCAAAUCCUUCUUUAAGUUACCAAGAGACUAUAGAGUCAUCCGUACCUAAAGAAACACCUGGUUAUGGGAAAACAAAUAUGGAACUUGAGAGUCAGAUAUUUAGCAAUAAAGUAGAAAGCAUAAAUAGAUCUGCUGUUACUGACAUGCCAGAGCCUGAAAAAUUGCUCUCCUUAGCUUACCAACAUGACGGUGAAGCAAAUGAUUUGCUGAUGGCAUCUACUCCUGACAACCAGGGUGCAACUGAAGGGCAUGCAGGCCUUGCUGGGGUAAACGGCAUUUCUGGUAAAAAACGUAGCUUCACAGAAAGUACUCUUACAGUGCAGAGUAUGGAUUUGAUGGAGUCUUACGGGGGAGCUCAAUCCAAGACAACAGCCGAGUCUGUUCCCGAGGAUGACGAUUUAUUGUCAUCCAUAUUAGUUGGUAGAAAAUCUUCAGUUUUGAAAAUGAAACCCAGCCCUGCUGCCCCUGAAAUAGCAACAAUGAAGCGGGCUCGUUCUGCACCUCGAACUAGUGCCCUGAAGAGGAAGGUGCUUAUGGAUGAUAUGAUGGUCUUGCAUGGCGAUACAAUACGUGAACAGUUGACAAAUACUGAAGACAUCCGUCGUGUACGGAAAAAAGCUCCUUGCACUAGUAAUGAGAUUUUAAUGAUUCAGAGACAAUUUUUGGAGGAUGAAAUUUUCCAUGGAUCGAUAUUUACAGAUUUGACUACUGAUUUUACUAUUCUGCGAAAUGAGACAAUUGAUCUGACUGGAAUCAAGGUUUGUGAUUAUGGUAUGGAUAGUUCUUUCAUAGAAAAAACAAAUGAUCAAGAGUCCUAUUCUAGAACAAAUACCGAAGUUCAUGGAGUGGUGGGGAGUAAUGAACCUAUGGCAGUCCAACACCAAGAAGAUGCAGAAGUGCAACCUCCUGAGAUACCUGUUUUGCCUGAGAGUCAUCAAUCUGAGGUUAAUUUGGGAUCUCAUGAUGUUGAUGCUCACAGGCACACAACUCAUGAGCCUAUGGGUGUUCAACUCCAAGAAGACGCAGGGGUGCAUACUACUGAUAUACCUGUCUUGUCUGAGAGUCAUCAUUCUGAGGUUAACUUGGGAUCUCAUGAUAUGGAUGCCCACGAGCACACAAAUGUUGUUUCUCAUGUGGAGGAGCUUGACAAUUCUCAAAAUGUUGAAGUAAACCAUGUUGGAGGAAAUAUUGCAGUUUCUGAAGCAGAGAAUUGCUCUGCUGGUCCCGUGCACGAAUCUACAUCCUUAACUGAAGUCCUUGAAAAUGAUUUCACCACAUCACUGACUCUCAUGGAUAAAACUAAUGAUCUCGUUGGUUCUAUUCAUUCAAAUAUUUUGAGCAUCCCAAAUGCUGAGAAUUUGAAUACAAUCCCUAUUCUAGAGGAUGAGUUUGGGCAGGACCAGAGCGAUAGAAAGGGAGUAGGUGCUAUUGAGCUUACCAUGGAAACUGGAACAGAAGUUCAAACAGAUGGUUUUGAAGCCAACGAUUUGUAUGCUUCCUUGGCUACUGGUUCCAAAGAAACUGAUGGAUUUACUGAUAUUCAAGCUUCCUUUAGUGGUGAUCUACCAUCAGAGGAAAAUGGAAACAGCAUGCUAGGGCAGUUAAAUGAGAGUCAAAUUGUUGCUUCUGCCAUGGAGUGUGAUGACAAGGGUGCAAGGUCUGACAGCAUAUUUAUAGAAAAUGCUAAAGUAGACUGUUUACAAUCUGAAGCUCCCAGUGUAGAUGAAAAAGAGAGUUCUUUGAAAGAGGAAGAAAACCUAGUUUUUCAGGAAGCGGGACUACAAAAUACAAUGUACCCUGAAAUUAGGAGUCCCUAUGUUGAACAGAAUGAUGAAAAUUACACGAUUGCUAAUGACACAGGGUUUUUGAAUGUUGGGGAUGAUGAGAUAAUUGAUGAUGAGGAGGAGGAUGAUCUUCAACCAUCUGCUGAAGGAACUCACCUAGAAAAUAGUGGAUGGUCUUCCAGAACCAGGGCUGUUGCCAAGUAUCUGCAGACUGUGUUUGAUAAGGAAGACCUUCAUGGAAGGAAGGAGCUGCAUCUUGACAAUUUAUUAGUUGGUAAAACAAAGAAGGAAGCAUCACGGAUGUUUUUCGAAACUCUGGUUCUCAAGACAAGGGAUUAUGUCCAUGUGGAACAGCCAAAACCCUUUGCCAAUGUUAGCAUAAAACCUCGAAUGAAGCUUAUGAGGUCAGAUUUCUGAAAUCUCAUGUAGUGGCAGAUAUAGUUGUAAAGAUCCAUUCGGUGGUAGUUUGGCUGGAAUAUGCCGGGUUGGGAUAAUAUUUUCAACAUUUCUCCCCAAUUCUGGCUAUGGUUUUUCAUUUAUAAUUUUUUGGAGAUAGGAUUUAGCUGUUCAGUUUUUAGUUCUUCAAAGGCUGGGGGGUUGAAGUGGCGCUUGUAUCACCCAAUUGAUUAUUCUGGGUCUUAAUGUAUAUAUAUAUUUCUGUAAAAUGUCACAAUUUGUAAUUUAAAGAUGCUAAUUUGUAUGCCGUUUAAACUCAUCCCUCCAAGAAUGAUAUCCUGCUUUCUAUAUAGGCGUCAGAUUUAUGUAACAGAAAGCACCUUGUAAUUUAACUGUCACUGGACAAGGAUCAUUUCUGUACUUUUAUUUGUAUAGUAUCUAAUAACUGUAUUUAAUAUUUAUCCUUUUUAAGAGUAUA
Vigna radiata var. radiata (mung bean) is the source of this 4755-nucleotide messenger RNA. RefSeq names its product sister chromatid cohesion 1 protein 4. Gene Ontology annotation, cellular component: cohesin complex; synaptonemal complex. NCBI's taxonomy places the organism in Eukaryota, Viridiplantae, Streptophyta, Magnoliopsida, Fabales, Fabaceae. Gene Ontology annotation, biological process: mitotic sister chromatid cohesion; replication-born double-strand break repair via sister chromatid exchange; synaptonemal complex assembly. The coding region runs from base 489 to 4298 and encodes 1269 amino acids. The record is from RefSeq and is a predicted model, not a curated record. Gene Ontology annotation, molecular function: chromatin binding; protein binding. The transcript has 14 exons.